Messenger RNA from Brettanomyces nanus, 387 nucleotides. RefSeq lists its product as uncharacterized. The transcript has 2 exons. NCBI's taxonomy places the organism in Eukaryota, Fungi, Ascomycota, Pichiomycetes, Pichiales, Pichiaceae. The coding region runs from base 1 to 387 and encodes 128 amino acids. The record is from RefSeq and is a predicted model, not a curated record.
AUGCUGCUAAACUAUGAGAGGAUCAGAAAUGAUUACAACUUUCUAGAUGAGUACAGAGAAAAAGAAGUCUUGGAAAUGGAUAAAGCACUUAAAGACAAUAAACUUCUAGGAAGGAUGUCAGAAGAGGAAGUUGAAGGUUUGAGAUACAAGGAUCAGAGCAUAAAAUCACGUUUAGGACAUUUAAAAGAGCAAAAAUUUGAAAAAAAUGCUCUCAGCAACUACAAAGAAGAAACAGGUAGGAAGUGGAUCAAGAGAGGAGAUCGACGGAAAGUGGUUCGAGUGGCCAAGUUCGAGUCGAUGUCAGGAAAGCAAAGACUCAAGAGUAUGGAGAGAAAGAGGAAGAGAAAGAUGGGUAAAGAGAUGCGUACCUUCGCAUUCAGUAAGUAA